Mucor velutinosus is the source of this 2043-nucleotide messenger RNA. RefSeq lists its product as uncharacterized. Lineage: Eukaryota; Fungi; Mucoromycota; Mucoromycetes; Mucorales; Mucoraceae. The record is from RefSeq and is a predicted model, not a curated record. The coding region runs from base 1 to 2043 and encodes 680 amino acids. The transcript is spliced from 3 exons.
AUGACCAAAAAGUCGCUACAGUCUGCUGCAGCCUCCACAGCACCACACGGAGGAAAUCUAACUCCACAACAGCAGAACGAACAAGCUCUUUUGUUGGAGCCCUUUUAUGAGAGACUGAUUGGAAUGAAUUUUGACCAAAGUGCCACUGCUAUUGAACGAUGCAGAGAUUUAUGUGCUGAAUAUGGCUUCACUGUGAAACAAGAAGCUAGUACACAUCGAAAUAUUUAUGUCUAUUGUUCUCGAGAAGGUUUGCCUGAUUCUCUGCGUAACCCGAAAUCAAAUCCACAACGAAAGAGGCCUUCCAAGCGAUGCGACUGCCGAUGGAGAGUCGUCUUGUAUGAAAAUGAGUCAAGCAAAUGGGAGUUUAGAAAGUCGCUCAAUCCUGAAGCUGGAAAACACAAUCAUGAAUUGAUGCGUCCUGAGGAUAUUGAACGCUCGUGGCCCAAAGAAGUGACCGAUCUCAUUUGCGAAUUGGCUCGUUUACGUAUGACAACUCAAGACAUUCGAGGACGUGUGCGAGAUCAAUUUCCUAAUAUACAUUGGAACGAGCGCCGGUUUUACAAUCGUCUCUCUGAAGAGCGUCAAAAGAUCAAGCUGCGAGAUUCCAUCGACAGAACGCAUCAAUUGAGCGACCUUUGGAGCAAAGUGUGCAUGGCAACUGCUGGAAACGACGACCUCUUUCAAUUUGUCAAGCAGGAGCUGGUCAUGCUGUUUCAAUCUAUAUGCGAAACUGUUCAGAUCGACUCACAGACAUUUCCUGCGCCUUAUAUCUUUAGAGACGAUAACGACAACGACGCAGCCAGCGAAUCAUCCGCCAUGGAUCCAUCCUACAGCCAUGCUUACGAACGGCCUGAAGUCAGACGAUCCUCCUCCAGAUCAAGCACCACUACCACGAUGACAGCAGGCAAAGGCGACAAUGCGCCCAAAGGCUACAUUGCUGUGGAGAUUCCAAAGCAAAUCUAUUACAUCAAGAUACACAACCAACGCCAGCUUCACGAGACGCAAUUAAUAAAGACGCAACAUAGAACUCGGACGCUCUCAGAAGACCAAUCUGCUGGAGAGCCACUUCGAAAGCAAGCGAGAAAGGGCAAGGGAAGGCAAUUGACGUACAACGAUGACAAUCGACUGCCUCCUGACACAACGAUGCAGCACGAUAGUUUGCCGCUUAUGGGUCACUCUUCAUCGCCCUAUCCUACGAAUAGCCAGAGACCACCUUCUUCCAUGAAUUCGUCCAGACACCAGCCUCAGUUGCAGCAGCCAGCGACCACGUUUGUGUAUUCGUACGAGAGCAACAUGGGAUUGGAUACUUCUUUGACCGGCUAUGUGAAUCCAUCCUUUCAGAGUAAUUAUGCCAUGGCAGCAAACUCACCCAGCACACCGGGAUUCAAUGCGCCUGACAUGUCGUUUACAUUUGACCCUCAACAGCACUCGCCCAUAGGCCGAAACAGUGCAGAUUCCAGUAACAGCAGUGCCAACAACAAUAAUAAUAGCAGCAAUGAGCCUACGAUUCACCCAGCAUUGCACUCAAACCCAAUGUCAUCGCAUCACCAGCAACAACAGCAGCAGCAAUCACACAGAGGUGGGUCCAUUACACCACCCAACGUUCAGCAACACCAAGCCCCUCAGCAGCCUUCUACGCCCAAUGCACCUAACGCUGGUAAUGGCAGCAAUCAAGGCAUGUAUUCCAUGUCUCCAUCAGGUAAUAAGUCCCAAUUAGGGAUAUCACCAAAUACUGGUACUACUUCGAUGAUGUCGCGAUCGAUUUUACCGUCUGUAGAACAGCAACAACCGUAUCAUCCACAGCAGCCACAGCAGCAGCAGGGCCUCUUUAUGCGUCAAUCACCACCUCAACAAGCACCACACCACCGUCACCAUCACCAUCAACAUCACCCUCAUGCCAUGCAACAGCCGCCUACACCCACUACGUCUCAUCAUCACCAUGCGAGUUCCGCUGGUAGUAUAUUGCCUCUGUAUCAACAGCAACAAACGCAGCAGCAACACCAGCACCAUCCUCCUCCAUCUUCAGAGCCAAGAAAUUCGUAG